AUGUUUAGUUGGCUUAGCGGUCUUUUCAACGCUCCUCAAAAUCAAAGAAGGCGCUUUCACCAUUAUCCACGUCCACAACCUGAAUAUGGUCUAUAUGCAUACGGCUCUUCAAAUUCGACCGGUGGUCAUCAUCACAGUGGAGGAAGCGGUCAUCACGGUGGCGGAGGAGGCGGUCAUCACGGUGGUGGAAGCAGUUGUGGUGGUGGAGGCGGUUGUGGUGGUGGAGGUGGUUGUGGAGGAGGUAGUUAA
Adineta steineri is the source of this 249-nucleotide messenger RNA. Lineage: Eukaryota; Metazoa; Rotifera; Eurotatoria; Adinetida; Adinetidae. The record is from the annotation of a GenBank genome assembly.